AAUCCUAGCCCCAAUCUGAACUCAUAUCUUAUUGCAGUCAGGAUCCUUGAAACGCUCAACUUUGUUGUAAUCUACUACCGUAAUUAUGCCUUUGUUCCUCCUCUCGCUCUGCCAAGGACUGCUCUUCAUUUCCAAUACACGCUCCCAACGGAGCGUUAUCCUCUUGGCAUGCCUCCAUCUAUUAAUCACGCUCUUACCCUUCUACUCUUCACAUAA
Messenger RNA from Protopolystoma xenopodis, 216 nucleotides. The record is from the annotation of a GenBank genome assembly. NCBI's taxonomy places the organism in Eukaryota, Metazoa, Platyhelminthes, Monogenea, Polystomatidea, Polystomatidae.